AUGGUGCUGGUGCAUAUAUUGGUUGUUUAUGUGCCCCAGUCUAAUAAAUAAAUCCCCAUAACCUCAUAACUAACUGCAGCAUAAUUUAGCUUCCUUCAGGUUUGUUAUAACCUGUGUGUGUGUUUAUAUAACCUCUCUACUUCAGCCUCUGAUUUCAGUUCCUUCCAGUAGUGGCAGCCAGUGCCCAGUGGCCUACAACAUGAUCUCAGUAAUCAUAUUGUCGCCUGCUCCUGUGUAUGUAAUGUCUCUGCUCUAUGAGGUGUUGGUUGUACACGGAGUAGCUUGCAUUAUCAUUUGUUUCCAGGCCCUUUGCUUUCAUACACCAUAACAUCAAGCUUCAGUUCAGAUCGCCAUCCUUCCAUGUAGGCUAAACCAGCUGUGUGUCCUUUGUUCCUCCUCCAGCCUCCCAGGACCAGUGGCAUGGAUCAGCCCCGGAGGAGUAGGAGCAGCAGCAGGAGCCCAUCAGAGGAAGGAGAGCGAGAGAACAAUGUGGCACAGCAGAAGAGCAAUGGUGAGUGGAAAUUACUUUUUCCUCUCAUAAACAAAGGUUCUGUUACCUGAAGAUAAUUUGCCCUGCUAAAUCUACACCUACAGUUGAAGUCGGAAGUUUACAUACACUUAGGUUGGAGUCAUUAGGCAUUUGUGGCGGCAGGUAGCUUAGUGGUUAAGAGCGUUGUGCCAGUAACCGAAAGGUCGCUGGUUCUAAUCCCCGAGCCGACUAGGUGAAAAAUCUGUCGAUGUGCCCUUGAGCAAGGCACUUAACCCUAAUUGCUCCUGUAAGUCGCUCUGGAUAAGAGCGUCUGCUAAAUGACCCAAAUGUAAAUUAAAACUCGUUUUUCAACCACUCCACAAAUGUCUUGUUAACAAACUAUAGUUUUGGCAAGUCGUUUAGGACAUCUACUUUGUGCAUGACACAAGUCAUUUUUCCAACAAUUGUUUACAGACAGAUUAUUUCACUUAUAAUUCACUGUAUCACAAUUCCAGUGGGUCAGAAGUUUACAUACACUAAGUUGACUGUGCCUUUAAACGGCUUGGAAAAUUCCAGAAAAUGAUGUCAUGGCUUUAGAAGCUUCUGAUAGGCUAAUUUACGUCAUUUGAGUCAAUUGGAGGUGUACAUGUGGAUGUAUUUCAAGGCCUACCUUAAAACUCAGUGCCUCUUUGCUUGACAUCAUGGGAAAAUCAAAAGAAAUCAUCCAAAAAUUGUAGACCUCCACAAGUCUGGUUCAUCCUUGGGACCAAUUUCCUAGAGAUUAACGUACUUUGGUGCGAAAAGUGCAAAUCAAUCCCAGAACAACAGCAAAGGACCUUGUGAAGAUGCUGGAUGAAACAGGUACAAAAGUAUCUAUACCCACAGUGAAACAAGUCCUAUAUCGACAUAACCUGAAAGGCCGCUCAGCAAGGAAGAAGCCACUGCUCCAAAACCGCCAUAAAAAAGCCAGACUACGGUUUGCAACUGCACAUGGGGACAAAGAUCGUACUUUUUGGAGAAAUGUCCUCUGGUCUGAUGAAACAAAAAUAGAACUGUUUGGCCAUAAUGACCAUUGUUAUGUUUGGAGGAAAAGGGGGCUGCUUGCAAGCCGAAGAACACCAUCCCAACCGUGAAGCACCGGGGUGGCAGCAUCAUGCUGUGGGGGUGCUUUGCUGCAGGAGGGACUGGUGCACUUCACAAAAUAGAUGGCAUCAUGAGGAAGGAAAAUGAUGUGGAUAUAUUGAAGCAACAUCUCAAGACAUCAGUCAGGAAGUUAAAGCUUGGUCGCAAAUGGGUCUUCCAAAUGGACAAUGACCCCAAGCAUACUUCCAAAGUUGUGGCAAAAUGGCUUAAGGAGAACAAAGUCAAGGUAUUGGAGUGGCCAUCACAAAGCCCUGACCUCAAUCCUAUAGAAAAUGUGUGGGCAGACUGAAAAAGCGUGUGUGAGCAAGGAGGCCUACAAAUGAGCAAGGAGGCCUACAAACCUGACUCAGUUACACCAGCUCUGUCAGGAGGAAUGGGCCAAAAUUCACCCAACUUAUUGUGGGAAGCUUGUGGAAGGCUACCCGACACGUUUGAGCCAAGUUAAACAAUUUAAAGGCAAUGCUAUCAAAUACUAAUUGAGUGUAUGUAAACUUCUGACCCACUAGGAAUGUGAUGAAAGAAAUAAAAGCUUAAAUAAAUAAUUCUCUCUACUAUUAUUCUGACAUGUCACAUUCUUAAAAUAAAGUGGUGAUCCUAACUGACCUAAGACAGGGAAGUUUUACUAGGAUUAAAUGUCAGGAAUUGUGAAAAACUGAGUUUAAAUGUAUUUGGCUAAGGUGUAUGUAAUCUUCCGACUUCAACUAUAUGUAAUGGACCUAGAUAAACUUUUAGAAAGUUACCUUUGUUCUAAAAUGUAUGAUCUUAGCACUUAAAAAAUAAAACCUGACUAGUGGUAUAAAAUGAACAACUAGGCUAUCAACGAUCAGAUUAUGUCUAGAAGAAAUCAUAUCUUUUUUCGCCAGCCUUGUUGGAACUUGGAUUUGUCCCAAUAACCUCCAUUACCGCUAUCUCCCUUCCGUUGUUUACCUGGUCUCUCAUCCUCAUCACUGACAGAUGGACAGUUCCAGCCUAGCAGCUCUCUGAGUCUGUGUUAUUGUCCAGAUAAAGCUUUCAAUCAUCCCUUCUGCUGAGCUGUUGCAAAUCCUUCCUCUACUCCGAGAGAGAGGGAGAAAGACGGAGCGAAAGAGGAUAGAGCGAGAGAGGAUAGAGAUGGAGAGAGAGGGAAUGGGAAUAGGAGGUAGAGAAAGAGGGAUACAGACGGAGAGGGCAACACAACCCUCCCGACAUCCACCCAAGGGCAUUUGAAAAGUGCCAGAGCGCAGAAUGUGCUGCCUGCUACUGAUAGUCCUUUAACUAGAUCCCCUGUAACACCCAGGGUCUUACUCUGGCUGCCUUGAGUUAGAGCGUGUGUUAAAUCGCACCCUAUUCCAUAUGUAGUGCAUAACUUAUGAACAGGUUCCGUAAGGCUCUGGUCAAAAGUGGUGCACUAUAUAGGGAAGUGGAUGCCAUUUGGGAUAGAACCUUAGAGCUGUUGCAUUUCCCCCACAGCAGUCUAGGGAGGGAAUUAUGCUGCUAUUGUUGUUGUUGCACAACGGAGACGGGAUGUUCUCACUGUCUUGGUUGCAAAUAGUGUCAGUGAAUGUUUACUGUUUAUUUGUCAGUAUCAACCUUAUAACAUUUUAAUUGGUAUUACACAAAUCAGAAAGUGCGAAAGCCAAUUUUCAACAAUGCAUCAUAUAUCAGUGAAUGUUGGUGAGGCAGUGCUGUUAGCAUCUAGAAGUGGAUAUUGCUGUCAGAGACCUUUUGACUCAGUUUUAGCACAGAUUGCAGUUGCCUGAAAGGCACACCUCAAGGAUUUGGAAUUGCAGCUACUGUAUGGAUUUAAUGGAUGCUUCUCAAUCUUUCCCUCAAGCUAUUUUGUAGGCUGAUUGUUUCACUAUAGCUAGGGUGUCCAAUCAAAAACGCAUAUUUUUACCAAUGGGUAAAAUAAUAUGUUAAUUGGGUUGAUAAUACUCUAUGAAAACCAAGUUUCAAACCUCAUGUCUCUCUUAAUCCGUUCAAAAGUUAUUGGAGUUUUUACCCUUGUAGGAUGGCCAGAAUUAGGGUGACUAAAUCAAUGUAGGCCAGAGGAUAUUUUUUUUAAACAAAAUUGGCAGGAAAAAAAAAUAUAUAGAGGUAAGAUGGAUAACGAUUUUGAGACAUGACAUGUAGUAUUUUCAUAUUUUAGUAUACACUUCACAUAUUAAUUCUAAAUUCCUGUUCUUUUAGAAGAUUUCUCACAAAAACAAGCGUAUGUCUGUGAAAUGUCAACGGAGUACUGACUAAUACCAAGCUUUUUAUUUUCAAAGCCUUUUACAUUUAAUUCAGCUCUUGUCAUGCUAAUUUUGCUUUUUGAGACCCGCGGAAACAACUUUGAAGACGACGAUCACACAAUGUAAAAUCCUCAAGUUGUUACGAGUAACCUAUGUCAACCGAGCUCGGUGCUUUUUAUCGGAUGUAUUAGGUUACGAAAUCUGACUUUUUGGAUAUAAUCAAUGUUAAUGAUAUGUUCGAGAAAGACCCCACUGAACAAUUCAGAACAUGAAUAAUCAUAUUUGUCUUGGUAAAAUGUGAAAUUUCAUCACCAAAGUGCGUUUCCACCCGCUCUGGGCAGAGUGGGUGGACACCCUACUAUACGCAUUAGACAGAACUUGAAAGAAUGUUCGCAAUAUUCAACUUUAAAUAAUUUAAUUGUAUAACUAUUUAAUUUCUACUCUAUUGUUUCUUUAACAGAUUAGCUGUAAUAACGGCAUGAUAAGUUAAUAUUGCCACAGUCUACUCAAUCUGCCAACUGUCAGAAAUACGUGAACUGAGGACGAGUCACUGGUCCAAUAAGGCAUCCAUCACAGCAGGCUGCUACAGUGCACUUCAUCAAUUAUUCCUGCUCUUAAGCCUUCAGCUCAGUCAGGUCUCUCAUAUAGAGCAUUAACUGAAUGUCAAUUUACAUUUUUAAAGUUCACUCUCGUUUGCUUGCUGGUUGCUUGUGGUCUGAAUGUAGAUGGUCUAUAUUUUAAAAGACACAAGACACAUGUUCAUAUCCCACUUUCAUUAACAACACAUUCACUAUUUUCAACAAUAGGCAAGCGUGAUGAAGCUAAGACACAUAUGAGUUUGCCAAUUUCAUUUUGGACAAAUAGACCUACACUCAUAAUCCUACAAUGUCAUGUGGAACUGAAAAGCCACUUAUUAACCUAACUGUGUUUUGUCUGCAGUGGAAGCACCAGAGGGGGCAGAUAGUCCUGCAGCCAGUCCCAGAGACGAAGGCCUCAGAGCGGCCAGACCUGGAUCGGAGGCCCCCGUAGUUCUAGGAAGUCCCGAAGUAGCCAGCUCCAAAGCCACCAGGGGCAGUAGGGUCCCAUCCAAUGCCAGUGUCAGCCAGGAGGGGGAGUCUAGUGGCUCUGACGAUGAGAGCAGUGAGGAAGACAGUGAUGAGGGAGUGGCCCGCAGGAUGAAGAGCAGUGUGGCACAGAUCGUGGUGAGUGACUGACACAGCCACAUUCAGUGACCCGUUUCAUUGACAAGGAUUGAAAAGUCUGGUCCUGGACUAAGAAGCAUUUUCAAUGGAGAUUUUCUAUUGAGCAUGCUUUCUAGUCCAGUGCUAGGCUUCAUUUGUGUCUGGGAAACUGGCCCUCUAAGCUGGUAUUUGCAUUGUUAGCGUUAUGCAAAUACAAAAGUGUGCAAUGUGGGAAUGUGUUUGCAGACACUGACCAGAUAGGGGAUUCUGACAUGUUGUGUUUUGUGUUCCAGCAUGGUCCAGAUGACCAGAGUGUGAACAAAGGCAGGAGCCCCACCCCAGAUGACAGGUGAGUGACUAACUCUGUAGAGCUGCAGAUAAGAGGCGGCAGGUAGCUUAGUGGGUAAGAGUGUUGUGUCAGUAACUGAAAGGUCGCUGGUUCUAAUCCCAGAGCCUACUAGGUGAAAAAUCUGUUGAUGUGCCCUUAAGCAAGGCACUUAACCCUAAUUGCUCCUGUAAGUCGCUCUGGAUAAGAGCGUCUGCUAAAUGACACAAAAAAAAAGAGCUAUAAGUCAUCCUUUACUCUCCAGGCCUUCCAAACGUUCAACUUUCCCAAUUCCAAAGUUCCAUAGAUUUUCCAAAAAUCCCAGUUGGAGGAUUCACCCCCUGCUUAUUCCCUCCUGAUCCUGGUAGUCCACCAACUGGGAAACAAAUCUGGAAUUUUGCAACACUAAUUUUGUUUCUCAUUGGUCCAUCCAGGGAUGAUGAUCGCCGCAGGUCCCGCUCCAGGUCCCGUUCCAGAAGUCAGGAGAGGGAUCGGCGCUACGGUAGAGGAGGUUACGGCAGGUACGGAAACAACAUGGCACAGUCUGGUUCCACUUGAGGUUUCUUUCAUCUGUGGUAGUAUUUCCUUGCCACUUCUGCUUGUUCUUUGGGGUCUAGGCCAGGUUACUCUAAUACACUUUGUGACAACUGUUCAUGUAAAAAGGGCUUUCUAAAUCAAAUGUGAUAAAUCUAUAUUGUGUUUACAACUAAUUUAGAGUAGACCACAUUCAGACUUGCCCUAGCUUCAUUCUUAAGAAGAUCACUACAGUAUUGAUAUAUGGAGAUGCCUUUGCAUCACCCACAGGUCAAGGGACGAUGAUCGUGACAGAGACCGAUAUUACGACCGUUAUGAGCGCCGGUCGAGUCGGGACAGAGAGGCUGAGUUCAGGAGGAGGGGCCAAUCGCCCUCUCCAGCUCAGAAGGACCCUGCUGCAGAGGAACCGCCAGUGAAGAAGAAGAAGGAGGAACUGGACCCUAUCCUGACCCGGACUGGUGGAGCCUACAUCCCCCCGGCCAAGCUACGCAUGAUGCAGGCUCAGAUCACUGACAAGAGCAGGUGAGUUCAGCUGGUGUCUGCUAGACUGGAAAUACUUUAUAGCCUACAGUGAGGAAAAAAAGUAUUUGAUCCCCUGCUGAUUUUGUAUGUUUGCCCACUGACAAAGAAAUGAUCAGUCUAUAAUUUUAAUGGUAGGUUUAUUUGAACAGUGAGAGAUAGAAUAACAACCAAAAAAUCCAGAAAAACGCAUGUCAAAAAUGUUAUAAAUUGAUUUGCAUUUUAAUGAGGGAAAUAAGUAUUUGACCCCCUCUCAAUCAGAAAGAUUUCUGGCUCCCAGGUGUCUUUUAUACAGGUAACGAGCUGAGAUUAGGAGCACACUCUUAAAGGGAGUGCUCCUAAUCUCAGCUUGUUACCUGUAUAAAAGACACCUGUCCACAGAAGCAAUCAAUCAAUCAGAUUCCAAACUCUCCACCAUGGCCAAGACCAAAGAGCUCUCCAAGGAUGUCAGGGACAAGAUUGUAGACCUACAAAAGGCUGGAAUGGGCUAUAAGACCAUCGCCAAGCAGCUUGGUGAGAAGGUGACAACAGUUGUUGCGAUUAUUCGCAAAUGGAAGAAACACAAAAGAACUGUCAAUCUCCCUCGGCCUGGGGCUCCAUGCAAGAUCUCACCUCGUGGAGUUGCAAUGAUCAUGAGAACGGUGAGGAAUCAGCCCAGAACUACACGGGAGGAUCUUGUCAAUGAUCUCAAGGCAGCUGGGACCAUAGUCACCAAGAAAACAAUUGGUAACACACUACGCCGUGAAGGACUGAAAUCCUGCAGGGCCCGCAAGGUCCCCCUGCUCAAGAAAGCACAUAUACAUGCCCGUCUGAAGUUUGCCGAUGAACAUCUGAAUGAUUCAGAGGAGCUGGGUGAAAGUGUUGUGGUCAGAUGAGACCAAAAUCGAGCUCUUUGGCAUCAACUCAACUCGCCGUGUUUGGAGGAGGAGGAAUGCUGCCUAUGACCCCAAGAACACCAUCCCCACCGUCAAACAUGGAGGUGGAAACAUUAUGCUUUGGGGGUGUUUUUCUGCCAAGGGGACAGGACAACUUCACCGCAUCAAAGGGACAAUGGACGGGUCCAUGUACCGUCAAAUCUUGGGUGAGAACCUCCUUCCCUCAGCCAGGGCAUUGAAAAUGGGUCGUGGAUGGGUAUUUCAGCAUGACAAUGACCCAAAACACACGGCCAAGGUAACAAAGGAGUGGCUCAAGAAGAAGCACAUUAAGGUCCUGGAGUGGCCUAGCCAGUCUCCAGACCUUAAUCCCAUAGAAAAUCUGUGGAGGGAGCUGAAGGUUCGAGUUGCCAAACAUCAGCCUCGAAACCUUAAUGACUUGGAGAAGAUCUGCAAAGAGGAGUGGGACAAAAUCCCUCCUGAGAUGUGUGCAAACCUGGUGGCCAACUACAAGUCAUGUUUUGCAGAGGGGUCAAAUACUUAUUUCCCUCAUUAAAAUGCAAAUCAAUUUAUAAAAUUCUUGACAUGCGUUUUUCUGGAUUUUUUUGUUGUUAUUCUGUCUCUCACUGUUCAAAUAAACCUACCAUUAAAAUUAUAGACUGAUCAUUUCUUUGUCAGUGGGCAAAUGUACAAAAUCAGCAGGGGAUCAAAUAUAUUCACUGUACAUCAUGAUGGGAUGGUGUAGUUGACACAAAACGAGAAUUAAACUUGACCAUAUUUCUUUGAAAUAAUUAAAUAUGACGAUUUCAAUAAAAUAAUGAAAUGCAGGGCCUCCCAAGUGGUGCAGCGGUCUAAGGCACUGCAUCGCAGUGUUGCGGAGUCAAUACAGCCUGGGGUUCGAUACAUUGGUGCAGUUGGCUUCCGGGUUCACCGAGCGGGUGUUAAGAAGCGCGGUUUGAGGCCUCCCGAGUGGUGCAGCAGUCUAAGGCACUGCAUUGCAGUGUUGCGGCGUCACUACAGACCCGGGUUCGGUCCCAGGCUGUUUCACAACCGGCUGUGACCGGGAGUCCCAUAGGGCGGCGCACAUUUGGCCCAGCGUCGUCCGCGUUAGGAGAUGGUUUGGCUCAUCGCGCUCUAGCAACUCCUUGUGGCGGGCCGGGCGCCUGCAGGCUGACUUCGUCAUAAGUUGAACAGUGUUUCCUCCGACACAUUGGUGCAGCUGGUUUCCGGGUUAAGCAGGCAGGUGUUAAGAAGCGCGGUUUGGUGGGUCAUGUUUCGGAGGACGCAUGACUCGUCCUUCGCCUCUCCCGAGCCCGUUGGGGAGUUGCAGCAAUGAGACAAGAUCGUAAUCACGAAAUUGGGGAGAAAAGGGGGUAAAAAAAUAUAUAUAUAUAAUGAAAUGCAAUCAGGCUCAAAUGCCAUAUCGUUUGUUCCGAGCUGUCAAGGAAAUCAAUGGAUGACGACACAAUAUAUAUUUAUUUUUAGUCUGGAGGGAGCUAGGUGUCAGAGCCAGGCUCUAAAAUUAGCAGCCGACUCUCUGAGAGAGGUGUGGAUAUCUGUGGCUGUGUCUGAAAUGGCACCCUACUCCCUACGUAGUGCUAUAUAGGGAAUCCCUGCAGAGUACUAUAUAAGGAAUAGGAUGCUAUUUCGGACAUUCACUCAAGGUGUUUUCACACAGUCACCUACCUCUAACCUCAUCUCCUGGACAAGCAUCUUCGCUCCUUGAGGCCAAGCGCCCUGAGACGAGAUGUGCGUCCCAAAUGGCUCCCUAUGUUGUGCACUUCUUUUGACCAGAGCCCUACAGGCCCUGGUCAAAAGAAGGUGCAAUAUAAAGAGAACAGGGUGCCAUUUGGGACAUAGCCAAGGAGGUGACAUGGAUAAUGAAGUAGAGAUUGGUUCACUAAGAUCCUCUGGGGCAGAGGAGGGCAAUGAAGGGGAUUGGAAGGAUAGAUGGGAGGACUAUCCUGUCCUCCCAGAGCCUAGACACACACACACACUGAGUACACAGAACACCACACACACACACACACACACACACACACACACAUAGCCCCCCACACACACAGAGCCCCACACUAGAGGCCUUGAAUAAAGCAGCACCAUCAACACUAUCCCAGACCAGCUAAUCUGGGGAUGCAGGAGGAGUUUUUGUUAUUUCAGGGAAAGUUUCCAGUUACUAACCACGUUUCCAUCCAAGUAAAGUCACCCUGUAUAAAAAAUAAAUAAAAAAAUCACGACAGCUAUGAUGGAAAAAGGAAGUUUCGGUACAAUUUUAUUAAUGCCAAUAGAUAAUAUAUUUGUUUGACAUGGUGGGAUCUUUUUGUGUCGGUAAAAUGAAUUAUACGAGAAAUGUCAGUGUAAACUCCUUUAUGCACAAAUAUUGAUAUAAUAACCAUCAUAUCGAGGUAAACUUGGAGUCGGGAUGAUAUGGUGUGUGGUCCUCCCACUACGACUCGGGAAGCCAUGCAGUUUGUUAGGCUACAGAUGAAAUAAGUUAUGAUUAACUUCACAGGGUGGUGAAAGUGCACGGUGAUCUUGAUGCUGCUUUCCAAUAAAUAUCGAGGGUCUUCUUCUGGUGAAAUGAUGAUUGAUGCUUGACUGCCGUUGGACAAAUUCAAUAUUUUUGCUCUUAUCCAUAAUAAUCUCAUCAUAUAGACUAGCCUACCCACACAGCCUACCCGCAUUGUAUCUGGGCUGUUGGCUAGAGUGCACAUUUGCUAUUUAAUGCAACAGUGUUUGUGACAAAAUCAAGAGUUGAAAAUGUGAUGGAGACACAUUAAACUUUAGAUUUUUAUUCGGUACAUGAAAACAUAAGCGAAAAAGUACAUUUUGUGUGAACUAUGUCAUCACGCACUGAUUUCUAUCCGCAACAAGCCAGUUAGGUGGAAACACACCACUUGUGGGAAAAUGCGCAUAUUUUCUUUAUGUGGAUUUUAGAAUAUUUGCAUGGAAAUCUGUCGCCAAUUGGAUGGAAACCUAGCUACUAAUGCCUUUUAAAGGUGCUACUUUGUCCCUUAAUCUAGAGUGGAACUGGGGAAUGCAGAUACAUUUCAGACCCGGUCUAUUAACUGUUUUGAGGUAGUGUUUAGUGUAGGUCGUGGCAUUGCUUAGGAAUGCACUUUGAAAUAUGUUCUGCUUCAGUGACUGUAUGCUGUAGAAAUGCAAUGUUUUUAUUACUUUAUUGCACAUAUACUGACAAGACCAUUUUGAAAUUCGCAGUGUUGUCAGGGAACAUGUAUUACAAUUAUUUUUCUAAUCAAAGGACAACCAUCACACCAGUUAGUCCAGAUACACAAAAAAUACAGUAGGUCUUGCCAAUUGUUUCAAAGAGCUUACUUAUUACCCCCCUCUUUCUAGUCUGGCUUACCAGCGUAUGAGCUGGGAGGCUCUGAAGAAGUCCAUCAAUGGUCUGAUCAACAAGGUGAACGUAUCCAACAUCGCCAUGAUCAUCCAGGAACUGCUGCAGGAGAACAUCGUCAGGGGCAGGUAAUGGACUGAGAUUUCUAAUGGAUUUAUUUCAUAUUUAUUUAUGCAGGCUAUUCUCAUUGAGAUCAAAUGUCUUUUACAAGAGGGACCUUUCCAAGAUGUCAAUCGGAAACAUUUCACGUUUCUUAAAGUGAGCUUUGAGACAGAUUAGCUUCAUACAAGUGCAGAUCACUAAUGUGUGUGUUUCAUGUCUGUCUGUCUGUCUGUCUGUUUGUUUGUGUGUGUGUGUCUGUCUGUGUGUCUGCUCUACAGAGGUCUCCUGGCCAGGUCCACCCUGCAGGCCCAGAGCGCCUCGGCCACCUUCACCCACGUCUAUGCUGCGGUCGUAGCCAUCAUCAACUCCAAGUUCCCUCAGAUAGGAGAGCUCAUCCUCAAGAGACUCAUCCUUAACUUCCGCAAGGGCUACCGUAGGAACGACAAGGUGACUGGCUGCUCCAGACGCUACUGCUGCCUCAUUUAAGAGAUCAUGUGUACCUGACAAGCCCAUGUUGGCCUUUUUGGCUCCUCUUGCUCAUACUGUUAUGCACUAGAUGUUUGAACUAAAACAACUUAAAUGUUGUUACAUAUUGUGGAGAAUAAGGAGUUGUAAUGUAUCUGAGCCACUCUUUGUAGUUAAAUAUACAAUAAUAAUAAUAUAUGCCAUUUAGCAGACUCUUUUAUCCAAAGCGACUUAGUCAUGUGUGCAUACGUUUUACAUAUGAGUGGUCCUGGGAAUCGAACCCACUACCCUGGCCUUACAAGCACCAUGCUCUACCAACUGAACUCAAAAUGAUUUUUUGUCCUUGUUUUUCAGGCACAAUGUCUCACGGCAUCAAAGUUUGUUGCCCACCUGGUCAAUCAGAAUGUGGUAAGUCCUCUUUCUAUUGGCUAUGCUAGAUCACAUACACACGCAGUGUUUUCAUCCUAUUUCCCUUGUUCCCCGCCCAGGCCCAUGAGGUGCUAUGUUUAGAGAUGUUGACCCUGCUCCUGGAGAGACCCACAGACGACAGCGUGGAGGUGUCCAUCAGCUUCCUCAAGGAGUGUGGCCUCAAACUCACUGAGGUCUCCCCUAGAGGCAUCAAUGGUACAUAGCAAUACACUGAGGUCUCACCUAGAGGCAUCAGUGGUACAUAGCAAUACACUGAGGUCUCACCUAGAGGCAUCAGUGGUACAUAGCAAUACACUGAGGUCUCACCUAGAGGCAUCAGUGGUACAUAGCAAUACACUGAGGUCUCACCUAGAGGCAUCAAUGGUACAUAGCAAUACACUGAGGUCUCACCUAGAGGCAUCAAUGGUACAUAGCAAUACACUGAGGUCUCACCUAGAGGCAUCAAUGGUACAUAGCAAUACACGGAGGUCUCACCUAGAGGCAUCAAUGGUACAUAGCAAUACACUGAGGUCUCACCUAGAGGCAUCAAUGGUAUAUAGCAAUACACUGAGGUCUCACCUAGAGGCAUCAAUGGUACAUAGCAAUACACGGAGGUCUCACCUAGAGGCAUCAAUGGUACAUAGCAAUACACUGAGGUCUCACCUAGAGGCAUCAAUGGUACAUAGCAAUACACAACACUUCCGCUCUGUUCUUACAGUUUGAACAGGCGUGGGUGAUUGAAGCAUCAGUUCCAUCAUCACAGCUACAGAAUCCUUUUAGCAGUCUAUCACAGCUCAUUCAGAGAAAUCUAGUGAUUUCUUGAUUGAUUUCUCUGGUGAUCUUAUUUUUGGUGCUCUUAUGUUGCAUUUUUCUUGGUAUCAAAUUCAAACCAUAGAAAUAUAAUUAUAUUUCUAUGAUUCAAACAUUGUCUGUGUCUGUUUUCAGCCAUCUUCGAGCGGCUGCGUAACAUCCUUCACGAGUCGGAGAUAGACAAGCGUGUGCAGUACAUGAUCGAGGUGAUGUUUGCCAUCAGGAAGGACGGGUUUAAGGACCACCCUAUCGUCCCAGAGGGGCUGGACCUAGUGGAGGAAGAGGAUCAGUUCACACACAUGCUGCCCCUAGAGGAUGACUACAACCAGGAAGAUAUACUGAGUAAGAUACUAUAUACAAUAGAAUAUAGGAUCAGUUCACACAUAUGUUACCCCUAGAGGACUACAACCAAUAAGAGAUACUGAAUACCCCCUAGCUAGAAGGCCUAAUCAGUUAAAGAUGCAGUCCCAGAUCCUAAGCACUUACAAAUUCGUAACAUAUUGUACGAGUUGGAAUUCGUAACAUACACUAAGUGGUAGGCCACACAAGCUCACAGAAUGGGACCGCCAAGUGCUGAAACGCGUAGAGCGUAAAAAUUGGCUGUCGGUUGCAACAUUCACUACCGAGUCAGCACAGGAACUGUUCGUCUGGAGCUACAUGAAAUGGGUUUCCAUGGCCGAGCAGCCGCACACAAGCCUAAGAUAACCAUGCGCAAUGCCAAGCAUCGGCUUUAGUGGUGUAAAGCUCGCCACCAUUGGACUCUGGAGCAGUGUAAAUGCGUUCUCUGGCGUGAUGAAUCACGCUUCACCAUCUGGCAGUCCAACGGACCAAUCUGGGUUUGGCGGAUGCCAGGAGAACGCUACCUGCCCGAGUGCAUAGUACCAACUGUGAAGUUUGGUGGUGGAUGAAUAAUUGUCUGGGGCUGUUUUUCAUGGUUCGGGCUAGGCCCCUUACUUUCAGUGAAGGUAAAUCUUCAUGCUACAGCAUAGUGACAUUCUAGACAAUUCUGUGCUUCCAACUUUGUGGCAACAGUUUGGGGAAUGCUCUUUCCUGUUUCAGCAUGACAAUGCCCCAUGCACAAAGCGAGGUCCAUACAGAAAUGGUUUGUCGAGAUCGGUGUGGAAGAACUUGACUGGCCUGCGCAGAGCCCUGACCUCAACCCCAUCGAACACCUUUGGGAAGAAUUGGAACGCCGACUGCGUGCCAGGCAUAAUCGCCCAACAUCAGUGAAAUGCCCGACCUCACUCUUUUGGCUGAAUGGAAGCAAGUCCCCGCAGCAAUGUUCCAACAUCUAGUGAAAAGCCUACCCAGAAGAGUGGAGGCUGUUAUAGCAGCAAAAGGGGGACCAACUCCAUAUUAAUGCCUAUGAUUUUGGAAUGAGAUGUUCGAUGAGCAGGUGUCCACAUACUUUUGGUCAUGUAGUGUAUCAUACAAAUUGCACAACAACAACAAAUAUUCGGGGACCCGUUUUGGCUCGUGAGCACUACUUUCAAAACUACUGGCUGAAAUGAAACAAAACCUUUGGAACAUCACUUUAACAUCCUGGCUCUUUCACCACUGUCCUUGUCUUUACUGACCAGGUAAAAGCCACCUAAUGACUAGCAUUGACCAUAUUGUUUUCACGAAUAAUGUAUUUUCAAAUCAGUGCAAAUGAGAUUGAGACUUAACUGUGAUAAUUUGAGUGUUCAGCAUCAUGGUUCAUUGCCAGGGGAGAAAGAAAAAUACCCUGUCUCAUUAUUCAGUCAAUUCACCUGCUGUCCUUUAGGUCCCUAAGAGUUGGGGCUUAUACAGAUAUAGCUGGGUGUUUCCUCUCUUAUCAGUCUCUAUAGAUGUCCCAGUAUCAAAUAAUGUUCUCUGAGAAGAGAGAAAUCACAGUCGGUCUCUCAAUCUUUCUUGACCUCUCUCUCAAACUGGUUGUAGGCAGACUAUCACAUUCGACCUACACCGUACUAGACCAUGUAGCCCAUCUAUCCUAUAUAAAAAAGGACUGAAGAUAGCUACAGAUAAUUAGGUUCUAUCAACAUAUGUAUUAGUGAAACCAAAGUGCUGUAACAAAUAUCAAUUAAAUCAAAUAGCCUAGUACACACACCAAAACUUUCAAAUGUUCAAAUCAAAAGACUAUUGCACAGAAAAACUUGGAUGGGUGCAUGGCAAAUUCAGAACCGCUGGACAGCAACAAAAUAAACUAAAGCACUGAUAAUUGGGAACGAGAUCAGAAUGACUGCUAAGGCUUGAUUCAUAAAUUAAAUAGGUAGCCUAGACUGCAGAACUAAACUAAUGUUCAAAUUAAUAGGCCUGAUUAACAUGACAUCAAUAACGCAGCCACAUUCCGAGUCCCCUGUGCUGACACAUUCAAAAAUCAAAAGAUGGUUUAGUAUUUAGUUUAAAAGCUCUGAUGAAGGCCAAGAGAACAAUAAACACUUUUCAAUGAGAAAACAGAAAUCCCCCCAAAAUCUAAAUAAAGACUUGUGAAAAUGUUAAGGAGAACAAAAACUACUGAGCAUACAUUAGAACACCACCACAGAAGCUUCGGGCAUCUUCGCUAUUAAGUAGUCUAGUUUUGUUGGCUACUUGAAGAGAACUGGGGCCUGUCACUCGCAGCCCACCUUUUCCAAUGCAUUGUUAAAAAGUGUGCAUUGAAUUCUACUAGAUGAAGAGCCGAAAUGAGUAUAACAUCCUCGCAUUUAAACCAUACUCGAUUUUCGAAACGUCACAUACUAUUAUUAAACAUUCUAUUUUCGUAUUGUGCGAAUGCGUCAUGCGUGAUUGCGUUGUUUCCCGCUAUUCGUUGAUUUCGGUAGCGCAUCCUCAUAUCUAAUUGAUAAGCUGUUGACAAAGCCGAAAUGAGCAUGACAUCCGGGCAUUUAAAGUAUACUCAAUUUUUUCAGCAUACAGAAUCAGCCUACUAUUUAGGACGAAAGUAUGGAUAUUUGGACACAGCCCUCUCUGUCUCUCUCUCUCUCUCUCUCGCUCUCUGUCUCGCUCUCUCUCUCUCUCUCGCUCUCUGUCUCGCUCUCUCUCUCUCUCUCUCUCGCUCUGUCUCGCGCUCUCUCUCUCUCUCUCUCGCUCUGUCUCGCUCUCUCUCUCACUUUCUCUCUCUCUCUCUUUCUGUCUCUUUCUCUCUCUGACUCUCUCUCUCUCUCUCUCUGUCGGUCUCUCUCUCUGUCGGUCUCUCUCUCUGUCGGUCUCUCUCUCUGUCGGUCUCUCUCUCUCUCUGUCGGUCUCUCUCUCUGUCGGUCUCUUUCUCUGUCGGUCUCUCUCUCUGUCUCUCGCUCUCGGUCUCUCUCUCUCUCUGUCUCUCUCUCUCUUUCUCUCUCUCUGUCUGUCUGUCUGUCUCUCUCUCUCUCUCUGCCUCUUUCUCUCUCUCUGUCUGUCUCUCUCUCUCUCUCUGUCUCUCUCUCUUGCUCUCUCUCUCUCUGGCUCUUUCACUCUCUGUCUCUCUCUCUCUGUCUCUCUCACUCUCUCUCUGUCUGUCUCUCUCUCUGUCUCUCUCUCUGUCUCUCUCUCUGUCGGUCUCUCUGUCUCUUGGUCUCUGUCUCUCUCUCUUGCUCUCUCUCAGUCGCUCUCUCGGUCUCUCUCUCUCUCUUGCCUUCUCUCUCUUGGUCUCUCUCUCUCUUGCUCUCUCUGUCUCUGUCUCUCUCUUUCCUUCAGUCUCAUAAUAGAGGGUUACAUUUCAAAACUGACAUUAAGACUAAGCAUCUGUGUUGCUAUUUAUUUAUGUUUGUACAAUUCAACAGAAUAAGCAUAUUUUCUGUAGCUUCAGCACAGACAAACUUGUCCUAAUUGAAAAUCUAUACUAGCAUCCCUUCAGGGGGCAAGAGAGGGGAGGAAAGCAGUUAUCACAUUAAGCCCUAUUAUGAAUUGCCUCUUAAUACACAGUGCUUGUGUUUUUUAUGGGUAAUUACUUCUGGUUGCAUCUCAUUUGCAAUAACUUUAAUUGCUCCGAAAUGUACUAAUUGCAAACGAAUGGUUGCUAUUAAAAACAACAGUGCUUCUGUCUAUCUUGCAGAUGUCUUUAAGAUGGAUCCAGACUUCUUGGAGAAUGAGGAGAAGUACAAAGCAAUUAAGAAGGGUGAGUUGAUAGUUUGAAGGAUCACAUGGCCAAUUAAAUGCCUUAAGGUGAAGCAAUAAGGCCAUUCUUAGUACAGUUGCCUUUGAAAUGAAUGCUGUGUAAUGGAUAAGUGGUUGUGGAGCCAUGCUGCUACCUAGCUAGUGUUGCGGCUACCAUGGAGUAGUAAUUCUGUAUUACCAAUACCAAAUGAAUUGCAUUAUACUGUCACAGUGACAUUAUGUAAACAUAGUUAUGUUAACACAUGAAUGUUAACAUAUUGGGAGACAUUUCAGUUCGUUAUUGUGAAAGACAAUGUUUUGGGAAACUAUUGGGCGAAAAAUGUGGAAGAAGAUGAUUGUUUUAACAUACAGUAUGCCAUUUGCCUGUCUCUUUUCCCCUCAGAGAUUCUGGAUGAGGGCAGCAGUGGCUCUGGAGAAGAUGUGGAUGGAAGUGACGAUGAUGAAGAUGACGGCGAUGAAGAAAAAGAGGGGGAAGAGGGUGGAGAUGGUAUAUAUGCAUAUACUAGGGUCUAUGUGACUCUUUUGAUAGUGACAGUGAUUGAUUGAUGACUGAUUGAUUACGUUUAUUAGGCAUAUCCCUCAUGAGCCAUUUCUUUCCACAGCUCACAAGUAACAUAGAAUCGAAACAAACAACAGUAAACAGACAGACAACACCUGAACACACCUGAAAAGUAUAGGCUAGGCUACAUGGAACUUUUCACUGAUGUUGCAGUAGGUAUUCUGUGUCCUCACUGAGAGAGGGAGCACUUUGGGACAGUGGUGGUGGCCUCGGCCUUGGCUCCUCGUUGGUCCCAGAGGUUAUCUGUCCCAGAAAUCUCAUCAUCCCCAGCGGCUCAGAUCUGCAAAGGAAAUGCACCACAUACCAAGGCCAUUAGGAAGGAAGGAGUGGUCUGACUGCUCUGCUCUCCUUCUAGAUAUGCCACGUAGCAGACACUUUUAUUCAAAGUGACUUAUACUACAGUGAGUGCAGUCUUUUUUCAGUAUGUUUAUUUUACCUUUAUUUUCAAAGGGAGUCACCAUUGAGACCAAGGUCUCUUUUACAAGGGAGCCCUGCAUAUACACAAUUUACUAAAUCAAAUACAAUGUAAAAUACAGUAUAAUACACAUUUUCAAGAAAAAUUAUUUCAUUUCACAGCAAGGGGGUCCCCAAUCAACAUUUUGAACUGCCCAAGAGGCAUGUCUGUUAUCCCUGUGGGCUAGUAGCACCAUGCCACAGGACCACAUUGUUCAUUGCUAAUCUGCUCAGCAUCCCUCCCACACUAACAAUUUAAGAAGAGUUUAGAUAACUUUCUGUAAAGAGUGAGACAGACUGACUGACCUCUGUUUGGAGACAGAUAGUAUGACAAACUUGUGAUGGUGCAACAAUGAAUACAACCCCUCCUUCAUCCUGAUAACUAUUGAUUGUUGUCCUUUUAUAGAUGCAGAGAAAGUCACCAUCUUCGACCAGACGGAAGUCAACCUGGUCGCGUUUCGCCGCACCAUCUAUCUCGCCAUCCAGUCAAGGUGGGUACUACACUGUGUGUGUCCGCGCUGCCUGAAUGGUGUUUUUCUGUUAAGAAAAGUAAACUAGAGCUGCCAAUGCCAACAGAAUGGGAACGUGCCCAGAUCCAGGGACGUUUUCAGAAGAAAUGGGGCAUUAGUAGACUUUUCCUCUGGGCUCAAAUAAAACCCUAACCAGAUGGCUGAAAAUCACUCCAUGUCCACGGCAGAUAGAGACGAGUUUAGAAGGAUGCAGUUUAUUUAAAGCUGUAUUUGAACAAUAUUUCCCCCCCCUUAGUUUCAUGAAAAGUUAGGUUUGCACACAUUCAUUGACAUAAUUUUUUUUAUUUUUAUGGGUGAACUAGACUGAAUAGGAUUGUAUUGAGGGAUGUUGGGGUGGAUUUUGACGAGGAACAGACUGCUGUGAAUGCUAUGGGGGUGGGGGGGGCAUUUUAAACCAGGUUUUAUUAACUCUAGAUAUAGCAUUGUUGUUAAGGCUCGCACAUAGCGCACCGAAUGUGGAUCUUGCGUUUUUCACGCAAUUCUACAUGUAAAAUCAGCGCACAUUCAGGUUACGCAAAUUUACGUUCAGAGGUGCAAAGUACUCUCGGCCAGCAACCGUUACUGGUGUGUCUGAGACCUUAGGGAGGCUGCUGCAGCAGGUGGAGAAGGAUUCAUUGAUGCACAGCAGCCGAGGUGAAGUCUAGGAUCAGAAUGCGCCAUGCUUUAGUUUCAUCAUCCUUUUGGGAGGUUUUCUCUCUCUAGUUGCGCUGGGUCAUUAGAGCACAUCGUAACAAAACAUUGGUCCAGGUAGUCCUUCGCAGUUUCUUCCAUUUGCUGCCUAAUGAAUGAACCUGGUGAUAGAGGUCAAAGAGAACGGCAACCAUUGUGGGCUAUUCUUCCUAGAUUCUCCUUUAAAGCUGAGCUGGUGUUUUUCCAGCUGGUGUAG
Coregonus sp. 'balchen' is the source of this 18898-nucleotide messenger RNA. Lineage: Eukaryota; Metazoa; Chordata; Actinopteri; Salmoniformes; Salmonidae. The record is from the annotation of a GenBank genome assembly.